AUGUCUCUGCCUGCUUACCGACACCUCUGGCGCGCGGCGCGAAUCGCAUUCAAGGGAGAUGACCGAGUCCUCACAGCAGCGCAGCAGCAGAUACGGCAAGGUUUCAGAGAUCAAGCAACACUCAAGCCGACAGACCCUUCCUACAGCUCCGCCAUCCAGAAAGCUGAAGAUAUUGCUAAGAUCCUGAGAGAAAAUGUAGUUCAGGGGAAGCAGGAUGAUUCUCGUGUCUUUAAGUUGCGCAUUCACGAGGACACCGAACGUGGAGACAACGACUCUAUUAAGACGGCCGGUGGCGGGUCAGCAACAAUGGGCGGGUGUGGUUGCAGUUGA
Molecule: messenger RNA, 330 nt
Organism: Colletotrichum scovillei
Lineage: Eukaryota; Fungi; Ascomycota; Sordariomycetes; Glomerellales; Glomerellaceae
Exons: 3
Coding region: 1-330 (109 amino acids)
Biological process (GO): mitochondrial respiratory chain complex III assembly
Source: RefSeq, a predicted model, not a curated record